AUGAAGGAGGCAAGGCUCGAAAUAAUGAGGCUAAAUAAAAAAGUACAAAUUUUAGAACGCCUCCGUUGGAACGAUUUACAAGUGACCUCAAAGCUAUCUCAAGAAAUUGAGGAAUUACAACGUAAUUGUGACGUGUUUCGACACAAUGUACACGAUUCUUCGAACAAAAUACCAAUCCUGUUUCAUAAGGAAAGCCUGUACCAUAACGCUAGUGAGGUAACAUUGCCUCGGCAAUCACCUGAAGCGAAAGAAGCGAAAACAAAGUACGAGGACCAGCCAUCAUAUGCUAGAAUACUAAGCACUAAAACCAGCCAGAGGUCGGGUGGGAUCCUGUCCAAAAAUAACAGAAUUCCUCGUGUCAGUCCGGCUGAAGACAUUGUGGCCUUCCAUGCUGUCCUUACACAAAAAAUAAACGAUCCAACGUCAAAUCAUCCAGUAAUCUACGACCAUCUUAUAACAAAUACUGGAGGAGUCCACUAUAGCACCAGCACCGGCGUUUUUACCUGUACACAGGCAGGAGUUCACGUUUUCUCUUGGUCUGUAUUUGUAAUGGGUCAUCAUUACAUUUAUACUACUCUAGUACGCAACAAUGAAAUCAUUGGAUCUGCUGAAACUGGCCAAGAUACGAGCUACUCUAUCGCAGGCUCUGCAACAGCUGCUACAUAUCUGGCGGUCGGAGAUGAAGUGUGGGUACGUGUAGCUGGUCACGGGGUUGGAUCUGAUAUACUAACAAACCUGUCAAUGUUCACUGGGUUUCGCCUUCGAUAA
Molecule: messenger RNA, 768 nt
Organism: Ylistrum balloti
Lineage: Eukaryota; Metazoa; Mollusca; Bivalvia; Pectinida; Pectinidae
Product: complement C1q-like protein 4
Exons: 3
Coding region: 1-768 (255 amino acids)
Molecular function (GO): protein binding
Source: RefSeq, a predicted model, not a curated record